AUCAAUACAAAUAAUUCUCUCCUACCCACUAACCAAACCAUUUUUCUUCUCUCAGCCUCAAACUCUCCAGCUUCUCUCUUAAGAAUGUUGGGCAAAAAGAUAGUUUCCUUCAAGAAACUGGCGAAGAAGGUGAAGGUUAUGGGAGGAUCAGGCAAAAGCAAGCAGUCACAAAACGAGUAUUUGCUGGGAGAAUAUGAAGAUACGGCUUCUAUGACCCCAACGCCAACAGGGUUUUUUGCAGUUUACGUGGGAGAAGAAAGAGAGAGGUUUGUGGUUCCAACAGGGUAUCUUUCUCAUCCACUCUUCAAGAUGUUGCUGGAGAAAUCUUAUAAUGAAUUUGGUUUUGAACAAAGCAGUGGCUUAGUGGUUCCAUGCAGUGUGUCUGCGUUUCAAGAGAUUGUAAAUGCUGUUGAAUGUAGCAACAGGAGGUUUGAGUUUGGAAAAUUAGUAGAAGAGCUUAUUUAAUUAGAUUAAUAUUAGUGAAAUGGAGUUAUUCUCUGUAAUUGGAUAUUUGUAGUUAAUUUCACCAAUUUGUGUUUAGGAUGUAAUACUUAGCUCAUCAACUCUUUAAGCAAAUGUUUGAGCUAAUUUUUUGCAACUUUUUAGGUAGAUUCAUUA
Pistacia vera is the source of this 618-nucleotide messenger RNA. RefSeq names its product auxin-induced protein 15A-like. Lineage: Eukaryota; Viridiplantae; Streptophyta; Magnoliopsida; Sapindales; Anacardiaceae. Bases 85 to 465 code for a protein of 126 amino acids. Gene Ontology annotation, biological process: response to auxin. The record is from RefSeq and is a predicted model, not a curated record. The transcript has a single exon.